This is a messenger RNA of Morus notabilis, 1290 nucleotides long. RefSeq lists its product as uncharacterized. NCBI's taxonomy places the organism in Eukaryota, Viridiplantae, Streptophyta, Magnoliopsida, Rosales, Moraceae. Bases 1 to 1290 code for a protein of 429 amino acids. The record is from RefSeq and is a predicted model, not a curated record. The transcript has 3 exons.
AUGCAGCGCCGAGAGGAGGGGCGGGGUUCUAUCAGAUCUUGGAGACAGAUGAAAGAACUCCUGAAGUCACAGUUCCUCCCAAUCGAUUAUGAACAGAUCUUGUACCUGCGAUUACAGAACUGUGCUCAGGGGGGCAGAUCUGUUAGGGACUAUGCUGAAGAAUUUCUGAGGCUCAGUGCUAGAAACAACCUUCACGAAAGCGGCCUUCAGCAAGUGGCCCGGUUCAUCCGAGGUGCUAUUGCUGCAACUAAGUGGGUCACAAGUCCAACGAAUGCCCCAUCCAGAGACCUCAAGCAAAUCUCACUGAAGUGGAGACUGAAUCGGAGACAUGAACCUUCUCAGCGGCACGCUAUCUUUAAGACAAAAUGCACCAUCAAUUCGAAGGUGUGCAAUGUCAUCAUUGACAGAGGGAGUAGUGAAAAUGUGGUGUCGAGGAACUUAGUUAAGACACUUGGGUUGAAGGCUACUAAACACCUCCAACCUUACAAGAUUGGUUGGGUCAAGAAAGGUGUGGAAGUUCGGGUUGACGAGGUCUGUCAAGUACCUUUCUCCAUUGACAAAUUCUACAAGGAUGAGGUCGAAUGUGACGUCAUAGAUAUGGAUGCUUGCCAUGUAUUAUUGGGCUGGCCGUUGGAAUUUAACAUGAAGGCUCUCCACAACGGGCACGAGAACACGUAUCAAUUUGAAUGGAAAGGGCGAAAGAUUGUCCUCUUACCCCAUAAAGACCAGCCGAUCAAACCCAUUGCUGACUCCCUCGAGAAGAAAGUGAUGCUCAGCGUGAGUGGAGCAACUUUUCAAAAGGAUAUGAAGGGUGAACCUUUUAUCUUUGCCUUGGUGUUAAAGGAAGCCCCUGAAGAGAAUGCCCAUGUUUCUCCUUCGUUGCAAUCCUUGUUGCAAGACUUUGGAGAUUUGACCUCCGAGGAACUACCAAGUACACUGCCGCCCAUACGCGACAUUCAACACCAUAUUGACUUGGUUCCUGGGGCUGCCCUCCCGAACCUUCCCCAUUACCGGAUAAGUCUAAAGGAAAAUGAGAUCCUUCAAGGCAUCAUCGAUGAGCUAUUAACCAAGAAACUUAUUCGACCGAGUUUGAGCCCUUGUGCCGUGCUUGCACUCUUGGUUCCCAAUAAGGAUAACACAUGGUGGAUGUGUGUGGAUAGCCGAGCAAUCAAUAAGAUCAUCGUAAAGUACCGUUUCCCUAUCUCGCGCUUUGAGGACAUGCUCAACAAGUUGGAGGGUUCCACGGUAUUCUCCAAGCUCGACCUUCGCAGUGGCUACCACCAAAUUUGA